Messenger RNA from Candida albicans SC5314, 1110 nucleotides. RefSeq lists its product as uncharacterized. NCBI's taxonomy places the organism in Eukaryota, Fungi, Ascomycota, Pichiomycetes, Serinales, Debaryomycetaceae. Gene Ontology annotation, molecular function: NADPH dehydrogenase activity; NADP binding; FMN binding. The transcript has a single exon. The coding region runs from base 1 to 1110 and encodes 369 amino acids. Gene Ontology annotation, cellular component: intracellular anatomical structure. The record is from RefSeq and is a predicted model, not a curated record.
AUGGAAAACAACAAUACUAUACCGGCAUUAUUUCAACCCAUAAAGAUCAGUGACUCGAUCACAUUACCUAAUAGAAUUGGUGUUUCACCAAUGUGCAUGUAUUCAUCGUCACCAACUGACAAUCAAGCCACUCUGUUUCAUUUUGUUCAUUAUGGAUCAUUUGCUGUACGUGGACCAGCAUUAAUCAUUUUAGAGAGUAUCUUUGUGUCCGAAAAUUCCGGAUUAUCCAUUCAUGAUUUAGGUCUUUGGAAUGAUGAUCAAGCUCACAGUUUACGGAAAAUUGUUGAUUUUAUUCAUGAUCAAGACGGAAUUUGCUGUAUACAAUUGAAUCACGCUGGGCGAAAGAUUGUUGAAGGGGUACCAUUCCAACAAAUACAACAUGGUUGGCAAGAACAUUGUGUGGGGCCAUCUACUGAGCCAUUUAGUGAUUCACACAAUACACCACGAGAAUUGACUGUUAAUGAAAUAAAUUCAAUUGUGGAAGACUUUGCCAAUGCAGCUUGGCGGGCUGUGGAAAUCUCAAAAUUCGAUGCCAUUGAAAUACAUUGUGCUAAUGGAUGUUUAAUACACCAAUUUUUAAGUAAAUUGACAAACAAGAGAGCUGACCAAUACGGGGGCUCAUUUGAAAACAGAGUUAGAUUUCUUUUACAAAUAAUUGAGAAUAUAAAACGAAAGAUAGAAACACCGAUUUUCUUAAAGUUUCCAAUGUCAGAUAAUUGUAGUGAUCCGGAAGCGUGGUCUACGGAAGAUGCAUUGAAGUUGGCCGAUCUUGUUAUUGAUUUAGGAGUAAAGGUGAUCGACGUUACAUCAGGUGGAAAUGUUGCGCAUUGCAAAUCUAGAUAUCUAUUAAAUGACGACAAACAACUACCUUCUCAAGUGCCCUUGGCUCGUAAAUUGAAAAGCCACAUUAGAAACCGAUGUUUGAUCGCAUGCAGUGGAGGAUUAGAUCGAGACAUAUUUAAACUCGAUGAGUUUAUUGCUAAUGGUGACUUUGAUAUAGCAUUGAUAGGUAAAGGAUUUCUCAAAAACACUGGAUUGAUCAGCCGUAUUGCUGACCAAUUGCAAGCACAAUUCAGAACAGCACCUCAAUAUAAGUUGGCCUUAUCAUAA